Messenger RNA from Cuscuta campestris, 2027 nucleotides. The record is from the annotation of a GenBank genome assembly. Lineage: Eukaryota; Viridiplantae; Streptophyta; Magnoliopsida; Solanales; Convolvulaceae.
CCGGUAGCACAGAGGCGAAAUCCAACACUGUUUUCUCUCCUAUUUUCUCUCUCUUCUCUUAUCAAUCUCAAUUUCUCCGCCGCAUAUUUCGCGACGCCGUCUCGGCGAGCUCAGGCGAGUUGUUUUACCUAUAACGACGCUUCGAUUGCUCCAAUCUCGGGGAUAUUUUCAUGGUUUUCUUGAUGAACACGGGCGAGACGGCGCGUGAAUUGCACUGGCAAAGAGACAAGGCGGCGCCGGUGAAGGUGGAGGUGGUCUCCGAUGAUCAAUUGGCGGAGGAGUACGGCCGAGUCAACAAACGAUCCAAGCUCUCUUCCCCCCUCCUGUAUCAGGGAGGAGUUGGAUCCACUGAUUUUAUUGUACCUCCAGCACAGUAUAACCCUCUAGAUGAGCCAAGCCCAUUGGGGUUGAGUUUAAGAAAAAGCCCAUCACUUUUGGACUUGAUUCAAAUGAGGCUUUCUCAGGGGAAGGUGGUGCCAAAGGUUGGGAAAAGAGAACAAAGGGGCAGUUCUAGUACUACAGAGAAGUUAAAGGCGUCUAAUUUUCCUGCAUCAGUUCUCACUAUUGGCAGCUGGGAGUAUAAGUCAAGGUACGAAGGGGAUUUAGUGGCAAAGUGUUACUUUGCUAAGCAUAAACUGGUGUGGGAGGUUCUUGAUGGAGGUCUCAAGAAUAAGAUUGAAAUCCAAUGGUCUGACAUUAUGUGGUUAAAGGCAGUUUACCCAGACGAUGGGCCUGGAACUUUUGAUGUUGUGUUGGCGAGGCAACCACUUUUCUUUAGGGAGACGAACCCGCAGCCGAGGAAACACACUCUUUGGCAAGCGACUUCAGAUUUUACCGGUGGGCAGGCUAGCGUAUGCAGGCGCCACUUUCUGCAGUGUCCACAAGGCCUGUUAGGAAGACAUUUUGAAAAGCUGAUUCAAUGUGAUUCCCGUCUGAACGUUCUAAGCCAACAAGCAGAGAUACAACUGGAUUCCCCUUAUUUUGAAUCUAAACGGCCUUCAAUGUCAAUAUUUGAAGACCCAGGAGAGAGUGUGACCACCACUGGGUCUGAAAAUCCCACAUUCCUCACGGAUUUAUGUGACACCAAUUCACCUUCAGGGGCUUCCUCACGGAGCGAACAAGAUCCUUUCCAUCAGUCUUUGGAAUCUUUUCGACACGAAGCUCCUUCUCCAUGUUCAGUGACGGAUACGCGGGCAAUUGAUGAUAUCAAAAGUGGAGGAGUCGAAGAAUGUGCGGGACUAAGCUUCGGGGUCCCGGGGCUACACCCAUCCAUGUCAAUGAGUGAUCUCGUGACCCAUCUCGAACAACGGGCUUCAGAGCAAAACCCCGCGUCCUUCUCGAAUGAGGAACGCCACAGCUUGGAAAUCCUCGAAGAGAUGAAACAGUUUUUGUUCAGCGACACACAGCCACCCUCAUCGGACGAGAACUCUCUCAUAUCUCGGGUCAACUCUCUCUGCUCCCUUCUUCAGAAGGACCCUCCUGCAGGGGACACUCUCCAUCUUCACAAUGACAGUACAGCAACAAUGGGAGAUAGUAAACCAGAGGAAGGUGAAGACCAUACCCGGUCUUCAUUGACUCGAAAGGACUCGGACGGGGAUCUGUUGCAUGGUUUGCCGAGAGUUGCGUCUAUGCCCCAGUUCUUCUUCAACGUUGCUGAAGGUUCUAAUUAUCCUCGAGCUAGGUGAGUAAGAGACAGGGGACUUGUUUGUGCUUGUGAAUAUAGCCCUUUUUAGUGACUUUAUUAUGACACAUGUGUGUGCUAAUCUAGGAAUUGAUUUUGUUUCUCCCAGAUGAUAUCUGUCCUCCUUUUUCUUUACAUUUGUGGUGUCAAAGUCCUCAGAAGAAUGACAUUAGUGGUUGAACAUUUUUUGUGGUUGAUGUAAAUGGGGUGUGGGGGCACAACCAUAAUUAUAAGUGGUGACUACACUUGUGAUUAGGAUAAACACAUGCUAAUGCUUCUUCUGGGUUCAGAGAGACAAUAGUUAAUAAGAGCAUGGAUGAUGAUUGGUGAAAAGCUUCUUUUUUUG